CUCAGACUGGCUUGCAAUAUCAGUGUUCCUGCUGCCACUCUAAACAGCAGCAAAGGAGAAUUAUAAUAAAGAUGAAAAUUCACAUCCAUCCGACUGAGAUGCUAACCUGCUUUACAGAGUGAACAAAACAGUUGUGGAUCUCAAAUACUGAAAAGAAAGACAGCCACAGGAUUAUUUGAUUUUGUCUGAGAUCAAAUUGUGCGUCAUCAGUUACACAAACUAUCCUGCAUUUGGCACAUGAAGUGGAUCCACAGAGGUGAACAGUUGGUUUUCAGUUUUUGGCAGGUACCUUUAACUCCUUAAUUUAAUGAUCUGUCGGUGUUCCGAGCAGUCGGUCUUCAGGAGUUUCAGGUUUUUUGUCUCAGUCUUUUGAACGUUGGAUACAUUGUUUGAAGAGAAGAUUUCCAGCCGUGAGGAUUUUAUGAGUCUUGAUGUGGAUUAAAGCAGAGUCUAGAUCUUCAAAUAUCCUGGUACCAUCUGGAAGGAAAAUCUUGAGCCUUGCCAGGAAGAGAAGUUAGACUUGAAAAUCCUGCUCUACUUAUAUGGGAACAUUCAGUAGCUUUGGUACAGAUGCAAUAUUAGAUCAGGAUCUCAGAUUCCUACUAGACCAGGAAACAGAGCACAACGACACAAACAGAAUGAGUCUCCAUUUUGAUGGGGAACAUUAAAAAGCAACAAGCUCUCAUAUGGCAAAACCAGAUCUUAGGAUGGAGACCCUUUACUUGACAGACAACAUAAAUGCUUCCACAUGGUUAACAGUAAAGAAGGAAACAAUCUCCAUGAGUUCAACCUCCAUCAGUCUAUUUCUCCAGGUUUUCAAGAUGUGAUGACUUCUGCCUUGUUGGAGUACAACAGAGGUAAUAAACUAGUGAAUGAGGGCAGACAGAAAAGCAUUGAGUCAAUGGAGGGCACACCAACCAAGAGGUCAGAAUCUACAGAUUCCAAAAAUGACUCCAAAGCUAUCACUAAUGGAGAUAAACAACCACAGAUAUUAAAAGGUUCAGAGGACCUGAAAGAGGGAAGCAAAAAAGGUGAAGUGAAAUCUCUAAGUAGCAGAGAUGUACCUGAAGGGCUACUUAAUGAUACUCAGAAAGCAAGCACCACUGCAACCUGCCUUAAAGCAAAGGAGGAAAACAAGAUUUCACACGAACCGAAUACUAAGGAGCAUCGGCAUGCAGUUUCAGAGACACAAAGAAAAACUCCGCAAUCACCGGAAACAAGAUGUCUUUCCUGUGGCAAACUGAAAACGACCUCACUGCUUGAUACUGCUACAAAUACUGCAGGACUCACUAAGGAAAUACAUCAAGAGAAUGUGAAUCUUGAAAAGUCAUAUCUUGGUACUAAAAUAAAAUCUGACAUUUCAGAAGCUGAGCAAGUACACUGCAACUGCCAUGGACCAAAGGCAUCAGGUGAAGAUGUAAUGAUGCAGUUGAAUCCAGACGUGCGAGAUUUGGUAGAAGACAGCAAAAUGUUUUCGGAACAGGGUAGAGAUCCAUACAAUCAUCAUGAACAGCAUUUAAGAAAAGAAAAGCUAUCAAGCGAACCUGCAGUAGACUCUGGAGCUGCAGAUUUGCAUGAUAAUGUCAAUAAUACUGAAAAGGAUAAAGAAACAAUGGAGAAUAGUGAUGCAGCAUGCUUUCCUGCUGAAGAAAAAUCACAUCUGACAGACACAAAGGAUAUCCCUCAAGGCCCUUGUCAUGAAAUACUGAAGGCAAAGCCUGGCUCAAAAGCAGUAAAUCAGAUCAAUGGAAAUGAGUUAGUUUCUCAUCAGUGGGAUAAAGACAUUCAGCAGACACAAAGAAAACAGAAAAUAAUGGCGUCAGAAGUACCAUUGUCAGGCCAAACAAAAAAUAAGAAUCCGGAAGAAAAAGAUGUUUUAAAAAGAAAUGACAUCACAACUGAAUCAGAUGGGCAGAAAGAAAAAGUUAAAAGAGACACUAAAGUGACUUAUAAAUCAGUUGCCAGCAGUCCCAUUGUGCCACUAGAAGGUUCCUCGUGCUUCAGCUUUGCUUUAGAAAAAGGUGCAGCCUCAUUACAAAGCCCAUUAUUCAAACGUACAAGACAGGGGCAAGUGACUUACAGAUCUGUAGCCAACAGUCCAAUAGUACUUAAAGAAGGAUCUGCAGCCUUUAGCUUUGCGUCUGAGCAAGAAGCCUCUUUGAGAAGUCCUACAUAUAAAUUCAAAAGACAGGAAGGAGACAUGCAUCCUGGUGGCAAGGUAACUUACAGAUCAGUGGCCAACAGUCCCAUUGUACCUGCAGAUGGAUCUCUGGGCUUUAGCUUUUUUAAAGAUCAAGGUGCGUCAGCCUUAGAUAGUCCUCCACGUAAGACCAAGAAAAGCUAUGUAUCAGUAGCAGUUAGUCCUAUUGUACCUUCUGAAGGAUCAGAAGCCUUCCCCUUUGCUUCAGAACAACAUGCUGCUUCCAUAAAAAGUCCUACAUGGAACCCAACAAGGCAGGAUGGCUCAAUGGUCAGUUAUGUAUCAGUUGCUGUUAGCCCUAUAGUACCCCCAGAAGGAUCUGUGGCAUUUUAUUAUGCCUCUGUGAAGCAAGAUAUUGCAACACAAACUAUAAAUGACAGUAUCAGCUGCCGAUCUGUGGCAAUUAGUCCUAUACUUCCACCUGAAGGCACUGCUGCUUUUAGCUUUGCAACAGAUCGAGAUACUUCCUCCUUGAAAAGCCCCACAUGGAAUCCAGCUAGGCAGGAAAGUGAUAUCAGAAGUGGAAAUAAAUUAAGUUAUGUGUCUGUGGCUGUCAGUCCUAUAGUGUCUUCAGAUGGGACUGUAGCUUUCAGCUUUGCAUCUGGAAAACAAGAUGAAGCAGUAAAACAAGAUGCAGAAACACAAACAUCAGUUGAUCAUGUGAACUUUGUGUCUGUGGCAGUCAGUCCCAUAGUACUUACAGAUGGUACUGCAGCCUUCAGAUUUGCAUCAGAUCAUGAGACCUCCACAUUAAAAAGUCCUUCAUAUAAAGGACAGACUCAGAGUAACAAGGUCGAUUAUGUAUCAGUUGCCCUUAGUCCCAUAGUAAUACAAGAUGGAUCAGAAACAUUUGAGUUUGCAUCUGAAGACGUAUCCUCUUUAAAAAGCCCCACCAUUCAGGUCACAAAGCCUGAAGAAGAUACUCAAAGUGGCUCUAAGGUGAUCGGUGUCUCAGUUGCAAGUAGUCCCAUUGUAUUCUCAGGGGGAUCAGAAACCUUUGACUUUGCCUCAGAGAGUAAAGAAUACUUGAAAAGUGCCACAGAUGCAACAAGGCAAAAGCAAGAUGCACCACUUGACAGCAAAGUGAAUUUUGUUUCAGUGGCUAACAGUCCCAUAGUGCCCCCAGAAGGGUAUGAAACAUUUGACUUUUCAUCAAACCAGGUGGAAUCACGUUUAACAAGUCCUACCAUUAAGGUGACAAGACAUAACAAUUUUCAAAGUGGCAACAAGGUGACCUAUGUAUCAGUGGCUAACAGCCCUAUAGUGCCACCAGGAGGGUAUACAACUUUUGACUUUGCUUCAAGUCAAAAGGAAUCAGUUGAUAAAAGUUCCACAAUUAAAAAUGCAAGGCAGGAUGGAAGUGUGGAAAACAGCAUUGCAAAGAGUUAUGUAUCUGUAGCUGUAAGCCCAAUGAUACCCCCAGAAGGUUCUGAAGCUUUUAAAUUUUCCUCACGGGAAGAAUCAUCCAACUUGACAAGUCCUAAAAUCAAGGUUACAAGGCAUGAUGAUGCUGAACAUGUUACUUUGGUAUCUGUAGCUGUCAGCCCUAUAGUGCCUCCAGGAGGGUCUGACACAUUUCAGUUUUCCUCAGAUGAGGGAAUGUCAUCCUUAAAAAGUCCUAUCUAUAAAGUGUUUAGACAUGGAGAAACAAAAAGUGAUUCCAAAGUAACAUGUGUUUCUGUGGCUAGCAGUCCCAUAGUGCCACCAGGAAUGUCAGAUACCUUCAGCUUUGCUUCAGAUUCAGAGACUGCCUCUCUAUUAAGUCCGAAAAUCAAGAUCACAAGACAUGAUGAUUCUGACGAAGGAAGCAAAAUAAACUAUGUUUCUAUUGCUGUCAGUCCCAUAGUGCCGCCAGAUGAAUCUGGAACAUUUAAAUUUGCCUCUGAGAGUCAAAAGGAACCCCAAAAACAAGAUGCAUCCACUCAGACCAUAAUCGAUUUCAGUGUGAGCUCUAUCUCGGUGGCUGUUAGUCCCAUAAUUCCUCCUGAAGGACAAGUGGCGUUCAACUUCCUCUCAGAAGCUGCAAAGCAAGAACUUCCCUCCUUAAACAGUUCAAGACUGACAUAUAAAUGUGAAAAAAAGGACGUGGAGCUUCAGGUAUCCAUUCAUGCAGAGACUAGAUCUGUCGCAACAGAUCCCAUGACACCAAUGGGAAAAUCUUCACGAUCAUCAUACCCUGAAGUCCGUGUAAAAGCAACAGUGGAAGAGCAACCUGAACCUGUACGUGAGGUAAGUUGGGAUGAGAAAGGAAUGACCUGGGAAGUCUAUGGAGCAUCCAUGGAAGUGGAAGUCCUAGGAUUGGCCAUACAGAAGCACUUAGAAAAGCAAAUUGAGGAACAUGGCAAGCAGAAAGUGACAGUCCUUCCAAAUCCCAGAACAAGUUCUAUAAAAGGGGUUAAAGGGAAGGGUGAACGGAAAAGGCAACCCAAUGUUUUCCGAGCAUUUCUUCAAAAUAUGAGACGACCACAAUGUUGUUCCAGGGGCAGUGCAGCCACUGAGUAAAUUAAGUAUGUCACUUAUGGAAGAACAGUGAAGACAAGGUCUAUGUAUUUUCAGACAUGCAAACUUCCUUGUCACUGCCAUCUGUUCUUUUUUUUUCUAUCACCAGACCAAUUAAAAGUCAAAAUGUUCCAGAAGUUUUUAAAUACUGAAGUAUCUAUUUUAAAAUUAAAAUCCUGUAGUUUUGCUUAUGUAUUUGGAAAUGAAAAUAGAAAAAAAAAAAGAAAUCUUAAUUUGUUUUCCACCAGAAGAGAGUAUUUGUUACUGGACGUAGCUUAAAAUUGGAGACCACUCUAAAAUUUGACUCAUCCUACCUUCUUGCGUUGUCUACUUGAAUUUGCCAAUAUGGUAAGCUGUAGGAAGAAAUGCAAAACAGUGGUAACCUAAUAUCAUCAUUUCACCUACACUUGUUAUGCUAGCUGCAGUUAAGUCCAAUAUAAUAAUUAUAAGAUAGCUGGAAUUGCAUUUUGAAUGCAAAAGUUGGAGUCUUAUAGUGUGUGUUGCCUUUGUCAUUUAUUAGUAAUAUGGCCUUUGCUUCCAGUUAAAGUUCAUAAUAAACAGAGGCCAAGCAGAGAGUAUUGUAGACUAGACAUCAUUGAAUGUAUCUUUUCUGAUACAGAUGCUCUUUUCUCCUGAUAUAUUUCUGUCCUUUCACAUUUGUCUUCACGUCAGUAAUUUUCAGGCAUGAAAACAGAACUAGCAAAGCAGAGCAAUGUCUAAUACUACAUAAGACUUCUUAGCUGUGCCAGUAAUUACCUUUGCCCAUCUCCUGGUUAGUAGGUGACAAGUACCUUACAGCAGCUUCUCCAUAUCUCUGGUCAUGGCUGCAGACUCCUUUUGUAUGCCAGGGAAAACAAAAUGGUUAAAAAAGGUAAAGAGAGUUCUGGAAAUCAAACAUUUUAUUUUAGAAUCAAGCUUGAAGAGUUCACUGCAUCAAUACAUGAAGAAUGUUCAUUUUUUCCACCUAAUUGCAGUUUGUCUGAGGGAAAGGUGACCAUUCCCACUGUCCUGAGAACAGGAUUUGGUUCAAAUUUAUUAUACAACGAUAUGUGGCCUUUAGACUACAACAAAUCAUAACAUCUGAAGAUCAUGUGACUGAUUUUCAACUUACCAUCAUUCAUAAGACGUUAUCAAGUAGUACUACAGCUCCUGUUAUCUUUAAUGGAGACAUGGAGACAGGCCCUUAUCUUAAACUUUAAUCAGUGUUACUAACUUGUAUUAAAAAGGAAAGAUAGCAACAAAGAAGUUAUGAUUCUUGUGUCAUAAUUAAGCAAUAUUCCAUGAUUGUAUGUGGAUUUAUCAGGAUAGACCCACAGUUGGCUUGGUUCAGUCAUGAGGGUGAAGCCCUAGUGAUUAAACAUAGCCAUCCGUGGGUAUGUUCUGAUAUACCCACAAACAUGCACAAUGACAUUAUUUAAGAAAGAAAUUGCUUACCUUUCUUAAAUAAAUGUUUUUGUAUAAUGGCACUUUGGUCUUCUUCCCCAUUGUCAUCAGUAGGCUGAUGUACCGCACAUGUAUAACACACGUGCAUUGCCACACUUAUAGAGUGCAUUAGUGCUGUACAGGAGAAGCGAAGGAGAAAAGAAAAUCUAUGUUACUGUUUUUUUUAAUGUUUAAAAAGAUUGAGGAAACAUGAGAGACAGAGCAGAAAUACAUGGAAAAUCUGGUAUGUUUCUGUUCCUAUAGUUUUAAAGAAUAUCCCAAUUUUUUCUCCCCUUUUGCUGUCCCCCAGUAUAUACCAAUAGAAAGUCUGGCUGCUCAGUGGUACUUCAGCAGCCAGAUGUUUUCUUAUUUAUGUAUGUUUGAUGUACAAUACACAAGCUGGUUGGGCUUUUCAAUCAUCAUGCUCACUUUUGAAUAGUAAUGAGUGUUUAUUGUAGAAUGU
Messenger RNA from Protopterus annectens (West African lungfish), 6584 nucleotides. RefSeq names its product G protein regulated inducer of neurite outgrowth 1 (gene GPRIN1). Gene Ontology annotation, cellular component: plasma membrane. The record is from RefSeq and is a predicted model, not a curated record. The coding region runs from base 749 to 4702 and encodes 1317 amino acids. Lineage: Eukaryota; Metazoa; Chordata; Ceratodontiformes; Protopteridae. Gene Ontology annotation, biological process: neuron projection development. The transcript has 7 exons.